Messenger RNA from Colletotrichum orchidophilum, 2070 nucleotides. RefSeq lists its product as uncharacterized. Lineage: Eukaryota; Fungi; Ascomycota; Sordariomycetes; Glomerellales; Glomerellaceae. The coding region runs from base 1 to 2070 and encodes 689 amino acids. Gene Ontology annotation, cellular component: nuclear inner membrane. The transcript is spliced from 2 exons. The record is from RefSeq and is a predicted model, not a curated record. Gene Ontology annotation, molecular function: chromatin binding.
AUGGAUGACUAUGAAUACCUUCAACCUGGGUUCGACCCCAAGUCGCUGACAGUACCUCGACUGCGAUCGAUCCUUGUUGCACACGAUAUCCAGUACCCCGCCACAGCAAAGAAGCCUCAGCUCAUUCAGCUUUUCGAAGAUGAGGUCGUUCCUCAAGCGAAGAAGAUCCUGGCAAAACAGGCCAAGGCGAAGAGAUCAAGCUACGGUAUUGUCGACGCUGGAAGCUCCCAGGACACCGAUUCCUUCGACGACUACGACCUUGCCCCUCCCCCACCGAGGGUGACGAGGUCGAGAUCGCCGCGCAAAGCAUCUGCCCGGCUCAAGAGCGAGGAAUAUGAGCAGCAAGGGCCGGCUUCAGUCAGUCCGACAAAGCGCAAGGUACGAGCUACAAGCCGACAGCUGCCAGAGCCUGAACCCUACAUCGAGCCUUUUACUGAGCCGGAGCUGCCCAAGUCUGUUCGCACCAAGCGCGCUGUAACUCCUAAGAUUUCAAAGAUCAAGCAGGAAGAGUCCGAGGAGGAAUUUUUCAACAGGAGAGAAUCGCAGUACUUCUCUUCAGAAAAUCCCUUCCAAAGUGGCAGUCCAGCAACGCAGCUCAUAACCAGUCCCACCGGACGGAGGAAGACCACUGGCGUGGACAUCGCAAAUGGUAGACAAGAGCGUAGCCCUCGCCGGAGAACCGACGGCCACUACGCCGAGGAUCGACCCAACUCGUCGAGAAAGUCCCACGCGUUUGAGAUUCCCGUCAGUGAGCUUCUCCGUGAGCAAACACCUGAGGCACAAGUGUUUGAGGUUGAGGCUGGAGAGGAGUUCACCCCCGACGCACAGUUCGAGAUGGAACAAGAAAUGGCUGCAGGUGGUGAAAGAGCACUCGCACCGCGUCCCACGUCGCCUCCACGCCCGAGACGCGGCCUCUCCAAACCUCUAUGGGCUCUUGCGAUUUCCCUGUUUGGCGCGUAUGGCGCAUGGUACCGACAGGAGAAGGUUGCCGUUGGAUACUGUGGACUCGGUCGACCUGCAACGCAAAUCAUCCCUCCGGACGUUGCAGUUCCUAACUGGGCAGUGCAACUGGCUGAACCCCAGUGCGAGCCUUGCCCGCAGCACGCAUACUGCUACGGAGAUUUCACGGUUCGCUGCGAGCCGGAUUUCAUACUGAAGCCUCACCCGCUGGCUUUGGGUGGUCUGCUUCCACUGCCUCCCACGUGUGAGCCGGAUGGUGAAAAGGUCAGGAGGGUGAAGGCCGUAGCAGACAAGGCAGUCGAGGAGCUACGGGAGCGCCGAGCGCAAUUUGAAUGCGGAGACUCUACCACAGUUGCUGGCCAGGCGCCAGCGUCCCCGUCUAUCGAAGAGGAGGAGUUGAAGGCCGCGAUUAGUGCAAAGCGGAGCAAGAAGAUGACCAAGCAGGAGUUCGACGACCUUUGGGUUGCCGCGAUUGGAGAAGUGAAGGGUCGAGAGGAAGUCGAAGUGGCACCAAAGGCCAAUUCCACCUCAAUUUCAGACGCCUACCUCUCGUCUACCUCUCUCGCUCGGCUACCGAUCGGCUGCACCCUCAAGCGCUCAGUUAGACUCGGCUUGGCAAGACAUCGACUCUCAAUUGGAUCUGUAAUCUUCUUGAUCUCGGCUUAUUUUUACGUCCGACGUAAGUACAGAUCACACAAGGCCACCGUGGCGCAGGUUCCAGCGCUUGUCGACCUUGUGUUGUCGAGACUGGCGACGCAAAAGGAGCUUGGGGAGGAAGACAUCGAUGACCCUUGGCUCUUCCUGCCCAACCUUCGUGACGACGUGCUUCGGUCAGUGCACUCGCUCGGCGAACGAGAUCGCAUCUGGACAAAAGUGAAGGCGGUCGUCGAGCAGAAUAGCAACGUUCGAACCAGUCAAAGAGAGGGCAGGAGCGGCGAAGUUGGCCGCGCGUGGGAGUGGAUUGGACCGAUUGCCGGAGACAGUGCCAGGCGGCGCAAGAGCGGACGUAUUUCCUAUGGAGCGGAAGUCAAGACAGAAGAUACCCCGGGGACGUCAGAGGAUAAGGCCGUCGCUCAUUCAAAGUGGGAUGAGCCGCGGCCUAUUUAUUGA